AUGAGUGAACAGACUGGACAGAAGCCGUCGAAUCUAUACGAGAGAAAGAGACGAAUGUCCAAGAAAUUGGAUGAUGCUGAUCUGAUACCUCAACAUUUCGAAUACGAGAAUCAAUACGAGAAAUGGAGAGCAGCGAACCCGAGAAUCGAAUUCGACUUCUCCGUCGACCAAUCCGGCUACAUCUACUGGGUAUGGACUUUCAUAGUAGUCUGUGGAUGUCUUUACAACAUAAUUGUCCUCUCGGUGCUAGCUUUCGAGAAUAUUCGAACUGCAUACAUUGAGAAGUUUCUCCCGAUUAAUAUUGCAUUCGAUGUCAUUUUCUUUCUGGAUAUCAUUGUCAGAUCCAUGUUGUCAUUCUACGAUGACGGUGUCCUGGUAACAGAGUUCGCUGAAACACGAAGGAAUUAUUUGCACAGUUUCUACUUCGGAAUCGAUCUCCUUGCCAUCUUCCCAUUCGACUACCUGCUAAUCCGGAAAACUUCUGCCGCGUUCUGCAGGAUAAACCGAUUUCUGAAAAUCUACCGAAUCGCUAAUUUCAUUGCACAAUCCUAUGGAAAAUUGACUCAGGUGACAAUAUCUCUGUCGAAAAUCAUCACAGCUUGCUUUCUUCUCUUCCAUGUCAAUGCAUGUGUAUUCUAUAUCAUUUCAGUGAAUAGUGAUACUUCUUCAUGGGAUGGAGUGAACGCAACAUUCGAUGAUGACGAAUUCCUUCCAUGGCCGUAUACACCGGAGAAAAUUACGGAUGCAUACUUCGUUGGCUGUGACGGUCGAAGCGAUUGUUACAAUCCUCAUUUUUAUUACGAUGAAGCGAGAGAAGAUCAUCUUGUGGAACUGUAUCACUUUUGGAGAAUGAACAACAGAACCCAAAUCUUCAACUUCUCCACAUUCACAAAAGAAUACACAUUAUCAAUGUAUUGGUCUGCAAUGACAAUGACAACACUCGGAGAACAGCCAGCACCGAAUACUUCACUUCAGAAUGCAUUCGAAAUAGUGAAUACUCUCGCGGGUCUUCUACUUUUCGCCGUUAUUAUGGGAAGUGUCGGAGAUCUCGUUGCGAAUGCGAAUGCUGUUAAAACUUAUUGGCAGACGUUGAUGGAUGGACUCAAACAAUAUAUGACUUAUAGAAAUCUGAACGAAAGUUUGCAAACAAAAGUUCUGAAAUACUGUGAAUACGAGAUGGGAGAGGAAACAAUAAUGAAAGAACAUGAAGUGAGAGAUGAGUUGCCAACGAAGCUGUACGGACAUGUGACGACUUCAAUCAUCGGAUCAUCUCUUGUGAAAUCUCCUCUGUUUCGGUUAUCAGAAAGAAGUUUUCUUAACGAUAUUUCUGAACUUCUGGAGCCUCAUUACUUCUGUCCUGGAGACGUUGUAAUUGAGAAAGGACAACUUUGUAGUUCAAUGUUUAUAAUAGUGUGCGGUCAGAUGGUUGAAAUCACGGAUGACGAUGAAAUUGAUCAUUUCGAGGGAGAAAUUCUUGGAGACGUUAACUUGAUUUGGUUCAAUAAUCAUCUGAAUCAUAACAGACAUCAGAAUAAUUUCAUAUCGAGUGCAUUCUCUCAAAUUCAUAUGUUGAGUCGAGAUGAUUUCUUCAAAGUUUUAGGAUCUUAUGAUCUGAAACUGAAGAGAAGGCUGUGUGAUGUUGCUUUCUAUUUGCAAAGACAGCGUGGAGAAUUAGACGAUAAGAAGAGAAGUUUAGUGGAAAAUGAGGAUAUGGAGUCGAAUCUGAAAAGAUUAGCAAUUGAUACUCUAGAUUUACACGAUAAGAUGACAGUGGUAGAGGAGGAAUUUUGGGUGAGUAUGGACACAGAGAAAGAGAAAAGCGCACGCUCUUGUAUGCCUUCGUCAAGUAGAAGUGGUGAUGCCCGCAUGGCGCAUGUGGUAACAGCGGGCGAGUGCAAACACGCUUCGCUGGUUCGAACCCUUCGCCUGGCGGUCGAUGAUUAG
Molecule: messenger RNA, 1944 nt
Organism: Caenorhabditis remanei
Lineage: Eukaryota; Metazoa; Nematoda; Chromadorea; Rhabditida; Rhabditidae
Exons: 12
Coding region: 1-1944 (647 amino acids)
Biological process (GO): monoatomic cation transmembrane transport
Cellular component (GO): intracellular cyclic nucleotide activated cation channel complex; plasma membrane
Molecular function (GO): intracellularly cAMP-activated cation channel activity; intracellularly cGMP-activated cation channel activity; protein-containing complex binding
Source: RefSeq, a predicted model, not a curated record